Penicillium riverlandense is the source of this 1605-nucleotide messenger RNA. RefSeq names its product Zn(II)2Cys6 transcription factor. Gene Ontology annotation, cellular component: nucleus. The coding region runs from base 1 to 1605 and encodes 534 amino acids. The transcript is spliced from 7 exons. Gene Ontology annotation, biological process: positive regulation of transcription by RNA polymerase II. The record is from RefSeq and is a predicted model, not a curated record. Lineage: Eukaryota; Fungi; Ascomycota; Eurotiomycetes; Eurotiales; Aspergillaceae. Gene Ontology annotation, molecular function: transcription cis-regulatory region binding; zinc ion binding; DNA-binding transcription factor activity, RNA polymerase II-specific.
AUGAGGGGAUGCCUCACGUGCCGUCUCCGCCAUCUGAAAUGUGACAAGUCCGGUGCUAAGUGUCUGCGCUGCCAACGAUCUGGCCGCGAAUGUGUCCCGCCCCCCGCGAAAUCAGAAGAAGUCUCUUUCCGCCAUGGCCAAAACCCUUCCCUGCUAAAGAGGGGUCCCCUGCGGUACGGGGAGAGUGAUUUGGCCUUCCCAAAGGACCAAGUUUGGGUCCAGGCGUCUUCGGGCUUCUCCUUCAAAGACGAGACCGAGGAGACGGCCUCCGAGUAUCAUGUUCUCUCCAUAAAAGAGGAACCAUCGACCUCGCGGUCGCCGUCGGAGUCUCGGUCGACACCCUCAUCGGUGACCAUGGAUUCUGGGGCGAGGUCCAGCGCACCGGUGAGGCCGCCGUACACGCGGUCCAAUUCAGCCAGUUCAUUGCGCUCGCCACCGACGCCUGUCGGCCAGCCUCGGAUGGCCAAUGUAAACGAGGCGUAUCUCCUCCGGCAUUUCCAGAGAUAUCUGGCGCCAUGGCUCGACGCAUGCGAUCCCGGCCGACACUUCUCAACAGAGGUGGCCGAACGCGCCCUUCACUCGCCAUUGCUGUUGUAUGCAUGUCUGGCUGUGUCGGCGAGCCACCUGUCCCGGACUACAAACAACAUUCCGUCCGAUGUCGCAGACGACUACCACGAGCGCUGCAUCUCAAUCAUGCUUCCAGUCCUCGACAAACCCGAGUUCAAGAUCAGCAUCGACCUGCUGCUCGCAUCAACCGUGAUUCUGCGUUUCUUCGAGCAAAUCUCCUCGCACAGCCCGCCCAACGACCCGCAGCGCCAUCUUCUAGCUGGAUCCGUGUACAUCAGCUCGCACGUCGACUGCGCUAUCUCCGGCGGUCUCGCGUCGGCGGCCUUCUGGCUCUUCGUCAUCCAGGACAUCCAGUUCGCGCUAACGUACCAGAAGUGCCUUCGGCUGAGUUUUGCGCCUUUUGAUGAUCGUCUGCGCAGGUGGUGGGCUUCCAAGAGCACCCUCAGCGAUAAGGACUGGACCAACCGCGCUAUUUGGAUAUUGGCUGAGACUAUCGAUUUCUGCUAUAAUGUCUCCGGCCGUAAUUACGGGGGUUGUUUGGGCGUGGCGGGAGAGAAUGCGCUCAUGCAGCGCAUUGCCGAGUGGGAGAAUUCUCGUCCGGAUACCUUUGCCCCGUUACAUGCGGCACCACCGGAUCCUGCGAGAGGGAAGCCGUUCCCUGAGGUGUGGUACAUGAGUUCAUGGCAUGCCACCGCCAUCCAGCAUAUCUGUCUCACCAAGGCACUACUCUCCAUUCGCGCAAUUGAACAGCUUGACCGAAGCAUCUUGAUCACAGAGCAGUAUAUGCGACUAAAAGCUGAAAUUACCGAUAACCUAAACCUUCUCUUCGGCAUUGGCCAGUCAGCCGAAGACGACCCUUCCCUGCGGAUCAUGGCCUGCCAUGUCCUCUAUGCGUGCAGCGCGUGGAUCGACAAUCCCCUCGCCCAGAAUGUGGUGUUUGAUCUGCUGCGCAGAACUGAGACCGAGAACGGUUGGCCGUGGGCGUAUGUCGAGCAGCGCAUUGUCCGCGCAUGGCGUGGAGUUGAAGUUUCGAGAUAG